This is a messenger RNA of Engraulis encrasicolus (European anchovy), 3180 nucleotides long. RefSeq names its product myosin light chain kinase 2 (gene mylk2). Lineage: Eukaryota; Metazoa; Chordata; Actinopteri; Clupeiformes; Engraulidae. Gene Ontology annotation, molecular function: myosin light chain kinase activity; ATP binding. The record is from RefSeq and is a predicted model, not a curated record. The transcript is spliced from 18 exons. Bases 14 to 2593 code for a protein of 859 amino acids. Gene Ontology annotation, biological process: protein phosphorylation.
UCCACCUGGCGAGAUGUUUCUUCAGCCAGGUAGUAGAGACUGUGUUAUGUGCAGGACAUGCAGUAAACACGCUAAACAGCAAGAGGCCAUGGCCAGUAUGCUCUCCACUCAAGCCAGAGUCCUCGACGCCCUCCAGAAGAAUGUUCUGGACAUCCAGCGCACCCUGGAGAGCCUCAAGCGAGGACUGGAGGAGAGAGGUUUGGAGACGGUUGAUGAGAAACUACCCCUACCUGUGAGGAUACAACAACGGAGAAAGUCACUGCCAAUGAGGAUGCUGCCGGAUGAAGUGUAUGUGCAGCUUGCUGCCAAAAGACAUGAAGCAGCUGUCCUCAGUGGAGCACUGAGUGAUGCUGACUGCAACAGCACAGACAGAACGGAUCAAAAGGAACCAAAAAUGGCUGCAGUGUCCAUUGCAGAACAGGACAGGGGACAUCACCCAUCUGACCAAAGUGUUGUGUCUAAAGUUGUGUCUGAGAAGAAAGUGCCACCUCCUCUCGUGCCCAAUGCCAAAGAGGACAGAGGACAGCAGCCUCCUGACCUAAGUCUUGUCAAAGUAGUGUCUGAGAAGAAAGUGGCGCCUCCUCUCAUGCCCAAUGCCAAACAGGACCGAGGACAGCAGCCUCCAGACCUAAGUCUUGUCAAAGUUGUGUCUGAGAAGAAAGUGGAGCCUGCCAUUCCCACAGUAGUGCAUCCCAGUGUCACAGUGUUAAAGAAAGCAGUAGUGGAAUCGGAUGGAAGAGCAGUGGUGGCGGUAACCAAAGUGGAGAGUGCGGUGGCAAGCUCUUCACUAGCUGUUGACAAAGCUGGAGCCAAACCGCAGAGCACUACAGCUCCUCCUGGCAGUGUAGAAUCAAAGCCUCCACCAGACACCAUCAGGGCUUCCCCGCAGCAGCAGGAGCCGCCUGUGGGGGCUGGGAAGCAGACUACUGUAGCAGCCAAGACCGAUCUGGGACAGAGGUCAGUUGCACUUCACUGGGAAACCUCACUAAAUGUUCUGCAGCCGUUGACCAAAUCAGCUGAUUCCAAUCAGCACACGUCUCCAGCCAGACAGUUGUCAUCAGCACCAGAGCCUGCUGCUAAAGUCUUCCCCCCGCCAGUGAAGGCAGAGAAAGCCCCAUGCCCUGAGAAAGCUGCUGCCACUUCAGUUAAAGACAACGUCAAGUUGUCAGUUCAGUUUACCAUAAACCCCAUCCAACCCACAAUUUGUGACAAACCAUUCCAAAAACCCUCCCCAAAAGUAUCAGUGCCACCAUCAAGUCUUGCACCCCCCAAGCCAACAGAAGUAGCUGUCCCACCACCGACCACAGAUCACACAUCUAUGAGGCAUGUCCAAAGCUGUCCUGAAGCAUUGCAGAGAUUGCAGAGUUUGCGGCCAAAAGUGGACACUUUGGCCAAUAAGGUGCCAUGGAUGCCAAAGGGCAGCCCUCCUGCCACAGCCGUGGGCACUGCCUUCUCUCCUGCUGUUGGCCAAGCCUCUGCCAGCGGCAUACAGAUCAGAGUGAGCCCAGCUACGGAAGAAAAGACCACCGCCGCAACGUCUCGUGCACCCCCCAAAACUGUACUGAAAGUCAUAGAUGAUAUUCCACCUCAGCCGGCCCCCUUCUCCCAUCGCUUCGUUGCUCUGAAGACCACCCCUCCACAUGAUUACUUUACAGUCCACACCAAAGAGGUUCUGGGCGGUGGACGAUUUGGCAAAGUGCACAGAUGUACAGAAAACUCCACUGGCUUGAGGUUGGCAGCCAAGAUCAUCGUCACACGAACAAUCAAAGAAAAGGAAAUGGCUGGGAAUGAGAUACAGGUUAUGAACCAGCUGAGUCAUGCUAACGUCCUACAGUUGUAUGCAGCGUUUGAACUCAAAAACCAAGUUAUGCUCAUACUGGAAUAUGUGGAAGGUGGGGAGUUGUUUGAGAGGAUUGUGGAUGAGAGUUCGCCACUGACAGAGGUGGAUGCCAUGGUGUUUGUGAGACAGAUCUGUGAGGGUAUUCAGUACAUGCACCAGAUGUAUGUGCUCCACCUUGACCUCAAGCCAGAGAAUAUCCUGUGUGUGAAUCGGACUAGUCACCAAGUGAAGAUCAUUGACUUUGGACUGGCCAGACGGUACAAGCCCCGUGAAAAGCUCCGCGUGUCAUUUGGGACGCCAGAAUUUCUGGCCCCAGAGAUCGUCAACUUUGAUUUUGUCUCUUUUCCUACAGACAUGUGGACACUGGGAGUUAUCACCUACAUGCUGCUCAGUGGCCUAUCCCCGUUCUUGGGUGAUGACGACACGCAGACCCUAAACAACGUGGUCAUGGUCAGCUGGUACUUUGAUGAGGACGCUUUUGAGCAUGUCUCAGAUGAAGCAAGAGACUUCAUAUCCAAUCUACUCAUCAAAGAGAGAAGUGGUCGGUAUAGUGCGGCGCAGUGUCUGAAGCAUUCCUGGCUCAACAACAUCUCAGAGAAGGCCAAAAGCUGCAACAUCGUGCUGAAGUCACAAGUGCUGCUGAAGAAGUAUAUGGCCAGAAGAAUGUGGAAGAAAAACUACAUUGCGAUUGCAGCAGCCAACAGGUUCAAGAAGAUUGGCAGUUCAGGCUCUCUUACAUCCUUGGCCGUUUGACUCCUCCAUGUUCCAUGCCAUGUGAAGAUGUGUCUUUGAGUGGACACAUACAUAGCCCUACAUUGAAAGCCUCAGUUAUUCAUUUUUUUUUGGGAGGGGGCUGUUUUUCCCUCUUGGCCGUGUGUGUGUGUGUGUGUGUGUGUGUGUGUGUGUGUGUGUGUGUGUGUGUGUGUGUGUGUGUGUGUGUGUGUGCGCGCGCGCGCGCGUGUGCCGUGCCGCUGCGCCCUUGCGCCUACAGUAUGUCAAUGAUGUUGGAUUACAAUGUGUUUUCUAACCUACAAUAAGUAUGUCUGUUAUAGUUAAUUAUACAUUUCUACCUUUAAUAGGGUAAACUGUGAUGACCAUCCUUUUGCUUUAACAUUUCGUGUGUGGUUUUCCCCUGUUUUGAUUGUGGCCUGUGUGGUUUUGAUGGUUUGGUUUUUAGCAAGUGUGUAGCCUUGACAUGUCUUUGCUUUCAUGUUUGUGUUGCUAUUUUAACAUCUCUUAUGGACUUUUGCAUGAAUAAUCUGGGCAUUGCAAGUUGUUAACUUUCAAGCCAAAAUGAAAUGAAAUAUUGAGCUUUUCUUUAAUAAAGGUCAAUCAUAUUA